CAGGUCGGUAGCGGCGUUACCGGGGAAGGUGCUGCUCGCAGCCCGCGUUCGUGCGUGUCCGUUAGAGCAGUUUCCUUGAUUAACGUGCACAGAUAAAUAUUUACGCCUUUUCUCGGCAAAGCGUGUGUUGUCUUACCCGCCCUGGAAGGACGGAAGGGAUUCAUUUGCAGAUCGUUCUUAUCGCUUCACGGAAUGCAUUCAGUAGAACCCGCGUUGUUCUAAAUGCCAAAGCAGUUCUGAUUUGUGGCGAUUUACUGCCUGCAAGGAGGUUGGAGCAAGAUCCUUGAAAUACCACUGAGACUCGGUCGCCAGGGGAUGGAUUGCUGAGGACACUGCUCUGCUGUGCUGCACUCAGGGCAUGGAUGGCUGAAGGGCUUAGCCACCUCUCCUGCCUGCAGGGCAGUGCUACUCUCCUUCCCACCAUGUGACUGGCACACCGGCACAGCAAAGAGCUUCCCUUUCCAAAGAAUGAGCACAUGCCGAUGGUGCACCCCGAGUGGUCCUGACACCACCGAGUUCCUGAAGCACUAUGCCACUGAACAGCUGUCCCAGGAAGAGUUUGAGGGAUCCAAUGAUGAUCUCUCUUACUGCCUGGAGUGUGUGGUUGAAUACCACAAGGCAAGGGAAGAAUGUCCAAGGUUGCAUAAGGACCUGUGGGACUUGGAAACCGCCCGUCUCGUUGCCCACAUGGAGAAAUCCAUGCAGGAAGAAACGGGGGAAGACGAUGAGUUGUUUCUAGUGGAUGAGAAUGGAGAGACUCGGCUGUCUGGUUAUGUGGGCCCUGAUUUUGAGAAUAACCUGCGAGUGCCCCUUCUAGAAAUACUGAAAUAUCCAUAUCUGCUGCUGCAUGAGAGAGUCAGUGAGCUGUGUGUAGAAGUCCUCUGUAGGUUGGAACUCGGCCACGAUGCCUUUCAGGUCUUUGAAAAAUACCCAGGGAUUUAUCUCUUUUUGGUGCACCCCAAUGAGGUGAUUCGCCGAUGGGCCAUCCUGACAGCAAGGAAUUUAGGGAAGGUUGACAGGGAUGAUUACUAUGACUUAGAGGAAGUGCUGACUUGUUUGUUCAAAGUUAUUGAGCUGGGGCUUUUUGAGAAUCCAGAUAUUUACAGCUCUUCAAUGUAUGAAAAGGGUAAACUCAUCCUUCUGCCAGCUCAUUUGUAUGAUACAACCAACUACAAGAACUAUUGGCUGGGGAUUUGCAUGUUGCUGUCAGUGCUGGAAGAACAAGCUAUGGACUCUUUGCUACUGGGCCCAGACAAACAGAAUGAUUUCAUGCAGUCCAUACUUCACACUAUGGAGAAAGAAGCAGCUGAUGAUUCUGCUGACCCCUUCUGGCCUGCCCUGCAUUGUUUCAUGGUUAUUUUGGAUCAGCUGGGAUCUAAAGUUUGGGGUCAACUUAUUGAUCCUGUCCAAGCCUUUCAAACCAUUAUCAACAGUGAGAGCUACAAAAAUGAAAUUAAAAAUAUCCGCAAUAGCUUUGUGAGGACAAAAUCUGAACCAGAGUCAGACUACGGUGAUGACAUGAUUACUUGCAGUCAGAUUGUGUAUAAUUACAACACAGAAAAGCCUCAAAAGGACUCUGGCUGGAAGGCUGCCAUCUGUCCAGAGUACUGCCCCAAAAUGUAUGAAGAUAUGCAAACACUGGCUAAUGUGCUUCAGUCCGACAUUGGCAAAGCCAUGCGUGUCCAUCCCAGCACCUUCCUCUGGUUCAUCCCUUUUGUUCAGUCGCUCAUGGAUCUCAAGGAGUUGGGUGUGGCCUACAUAGUAGAGGUCAUCCACUACCUGUGCUCGGAAAUCAAAGAUAUUCUCAUUGAAAAGCUCCAGCAGUGUGACAAAAUCUCCGAGUUUUUCCUCCUCAUCUUGGUGUGCAUCGUUGAACUCCACAGAAAUAAAAAAUGCCUGCAUUUGCUGUGGAUCAGCUCCCAGGAGUGGGUGGAAGCAGUGGUGAGAUGUGCCACUCUUCCAGCCAGAGUGUUUACGUGGCACAUGGACAAAACCCCCGGGCCCUGUGGGAAAGGCUCUUCCGCAGGAUCUUUCCAAGCCUCCAACUCGGUGCAGCACGCCUGCGUGCAGCUCAUACGGAGCCUUCUCAAGGAGGGCUACCAGAUUGGGCAGCAGGCCCUCUGCAAGAGGUACCUGGACAAACUCAACCUCCUCCUGCGAGGAAAUCUCUCCAUGGGUUGGCAGCUGAACAUCCAGGAGACCCAGGAAUUACAAACUUGCUUAAAGCAAGUCAUAAGGAGUAUAAAGGGCAGAGCGUUGAGUGCCUCUGUGGCAGGAGGGACCAAUUCAAACUCUACAGCUUUGCCAACUGUUUCUCUAAAGCAGGAGAAGAAUGUGGGUGAUAAUGGAUUCAGGACGAGUGCACACGAGAGAGGUGACCUUUAUUCUCCAUUUGUCAUAUCAAAGGAAAGUGGAGAUUGUCAAGGGAACCUUUUCCCUAGAAGAAAAAAUCCCUGGGAAGAGGAAUCUAGAGAUGCACCUAAAAGUUCAACAUCUCGGACAGCCACAGAAGGCGUCUUGACGGAUAUUAAAAAGGAACCCGAUGACUUGGCAGCUCAGGAAUUUAUCUCUUUGGCAGCAAAACUGUGUAGGAAAGUUCAGGAAAAUAGGAAUGAUGACCUUGUGGCAGGGAAAUGCAAUACAGAUAGUCAGGGCUGUAAGUCAAAUGCGCAGCGUUCAGAUUUCAGAAGAGGCAGAGAGUUGGAAGUCAAAGAGGAAGCAGGACCCUCAACAGCAGAGUAUCUGUCUGCUCAAACUCAUCUUGGUUCUUCAUCUUCAAGGAAUGGCAAAAGUGUGCAGGAGACAAGUGUAAACAGUGUGUUACAAUCCAGAGUGGUCCCCCCUAAACAGGGAUCAACAGAAACGUCCUUAGAUUGCUCUAACUGCCCUAAAAAUGGACCCAGUAUGCAAGAGAAGGAAGAUAACAGUACUUUGCUUUUAGGGAUUAAUGACACCUCGCUGAAAAAAGUAUCAACAGAAGAAAAAUCAGGUUCAUUGUUGAAGGCCGUGUCUAAGAAUAACACGGACAUGCCAACUUCAGACUGGGAACAGCCUAAUUCAAAUGACCUGGCUAAAUACAACUGUAAACAUCAAAUUUCAAAUGCCUCUUGUACGAAUAAAUUUUCAGCAAAUGGCUGUUUUCCAUCUAGGUCUGAAAACAAGGGGGAUGUGUCCAACCCUGCUCCUCAGAUCAGGCCACUGUCAGUGAAGCGUGAAUCAAGUGACAGGUUGUUGGAGUUUUCUGAAUAUUUCAAGAGGGAAAACACUUCAGAGGGGAAAAAAGAGGAUUUUGUGACGAGGGUUUCUGAAGAUGAUACUUUAUCAGACUCCCAGGUUGAUAGAGAACUCAGUAAAUUAUCUUUAGCUGCUUAUGCCAAAAGUGUCAAUUUUCCCUUGGAGUCAAGCCAGGAAAGCUCAGUGUACCAUAAUCUAAGUGACAUUAGGAGGAAAGUGAAAGGUGCUGUAAGAUCUUCCAAUGAAGGCCAAGGUACCAGACCUCUCUGUGAUGCAGAUUGCCCUUGCAAUCAAGUCAUUAUAAUUUCAGACUCGUCUGAUGAAGAAAAAGGUGCAGAUGACAAGGAGGAAACAAAAACCAAGAAUGAAAAUGUGUGUCCUGCAAAGCUGCCUUCGACUUCCAACAGCGUUUCUGAUAGAGAUACCAAAAUGGAAUCAGAAUCUCCAAGGCCUCCCUUGUCACUGGAUGACUGUGAUUCUCAGUACUUUGAGUUUGAAACAGAUACUGAGAUGUUUUCAGCUUGGCAAGAUACUCAAGCCUAUGCUGUAGAAACAACUCAGGAGUAUAAACAAGAUGAUGUUCCAGCAGCAGUUGACAGUAGUUCGGAUGACUUCCUGCACAGUAGCAUAAAUGAGUGGGGUUAUGAUCUGGAUUACCUCAGUGAUGAUACCAUGGAAGAAGCAGCAAGCUCGGUAGAAAAGCAGGUAGAAGAUAUUUCUCAUCAAAAAGAAGCUGAUGAUAAAAAAAAGGCAACUGAUUUGAUGUUGCAAGAAUCUGUUAGCAAGGAAUAUGCAAAAGGGCAGCUGGAGAAACUUGCAGACAAAGGCGCUGCUGCUGAAGGCUUCACCCUGGGCUCACCUGAACCCAGAGCAUCUACAUCUGCCAUCUCAUUGGCUUCAAAGCUGGCCUGGAAGAAAAACACGAGCCCCCCGAAGGCCGCGGCAAAACCUAAAUUAGCAACAGCCGUUCAGAGGAGUCCCAAAAGCCCCGUCGUUAAAACAGCCCAAAACAAAAAACUGCUUCAGAGCGCCUCAGAACGUCCUCAGCCUGGCAAGUCAAUGCCUGCCGUGGUCCCUCCGAGGAAAAUCCGGCAGCGUCCCGCUCCGACGUCGACGGCGGAGAAGCUCGGGCUGAAGAAGGGCCCCCGCAAGGCCUGUGAGCUGUCGCAGCCCUCCCGGGACAGCGUCGCGCAGCUGCGCAGCCACGGCAAGGCCGCGGGGAGGGUGGGGACCGCGCAGAAACUGAGGACCAAACUCAUCGACGCUCAGAGCUUGUCUGUGAAGCGCAACAAGAAGUUGCUGGCCUGUCAGGACCGGCAGUUCUUAAGGCAGAUGAGGCCCAAGAGAAGCGCCAGGGUGAAAAGUCCCGCGGGAAGCUCCGAGAGUAGGAGCAAAAAAGGUGCCGGGGCGCGUGUGAAAUCCACGGAACAAAAGCCUCAAAGUUUUGAACUGGCGUCUAUUGAAAGCCAAAGAGAGAAAAGAAGAGAGGAAACUGCUGGUCCCUCUGCCAGUGAGAGAAAAUUUGAAAGCCUGUCUGUGGCAGAGGGGGCAUGUGCCUCUAAACUGCCUGGUUCUUCAGACUGGAGCAGAAAAUGGGAGGAUAACAGUGUGAUGGCUCCUGUCCCUGUGGAUUCAAGUCUCUCUUCCACUGCACUUGGAGAUGAUAAAGAUGAAUCUUCAGGGAAAAGUUGCACUGUCCUGCCUGAGAGUGAGAUGAAAACUUCAAAACCAAAUGGGUGUAAAUCAUAUGAAAGCAAUGAAGAAGAUGAUGAUAAUCUGUUUUUAACUCAGUUAGAUCCCGUGGACAUGGAAUUAUGUUCUCAGGAGGAAAGUUUUGAAGAUACUGCUAUAGCUAGUAAAACCCCAGAGGAAAUGAAUGUUGCUGAAAGCCUUCAGCAGAAUGAGUCCCCAGCUGUUCCAAAAUGUAAACACAAAGACUGUACGGAAAAAGUGGAAAAACCAGGAGAGUCCUGCAGUAAACACGCAGCCACCAACUCAGGAGCAGACCACGUGUUUGCCAAACCUUCUCUCCCGCCUCCCAAAGUAAAAAAGCCUUCCACUACCAAAAUUUUCAGCUCAGUGAGCUCUUCCCGGAAUGCAGCCUUCAGCAAGGACCUGGAAGACGUUAAAAAGUUACCCCCACCUUCCAAAAGCAAAGUGAACGCGGCGAAACCCGCGGUGGUCAGGCCACCCCUCCCCAAAGUGUACACACCACCAGGAAAUCAACCCUGCAAGGCUCCAGGCUUCAGCAACGUCCCUCAGCCCCAGAUCUCUAAUAAUGUUCUCCAGUCACAAAACAGACAGUAUGACAAUGCUUUGAAUAUCUCCAGAGGCUCUGGGCGAGGAGCAUAUUCCUCCUUUCUUGGCGCUCAGCAGCGCGAUUACAGCGUUUUUGUUAAUCAAGUCCUCAAGUGGACUUACGAAAUGUUUGCGAACUUCAGCUGCUUUGGAACUCCAAAUAAUCUCCUGCAGUCUGUGGUAGCCUCUGUUCCUGUCCAAUUUCAGGACUACAACGACUAUUUUAAUACCUUUUUCCCGUUGAUGAUGCUGAAUGCCUUUGAAACACUGGCACAAGAGUGGGUAGAAAAUCAGAAAGCAAGAGAGAAGAGUUACUGCUUCACCUUGGAGAACUUCUCUGCUGACAUGAACACAGCACAUUUUACAGCUCAUUUUCGAGAAGGUGACUUGGCAAGGCAGCUUCAUCCAAAGGAGGAUGACUUAAUCCUUUUGGUGGUCCAAAUGGAAAAAGACACCUUUGGGGAAGAAAGUGGGAUGGAGAACCACGUGGUGAAUCACGUUGGGCUCGUGACACGAUUUUCUCGUGCGUCUGGUUAUACAGCGAGACAGCAGGAGCAGCACACUGUCUGUCACCUCACUGUGCAAACCAGAGGCAACCUGUCCUUCUGCAUCCACAAGCAAGUGAAGUGUGUGGUGGUUGGGUCCCUGGUGACCACACACAGAACCUUCAAAGGUCUGCUGCUGCUGAGCAGGAGUCCCCUGGCCAGACCCAUCAUAAACCCCUGCUACAAUGACUUCUGUCCCAGAGAUCUGCCUGUGGCCUCAGGAAGUGCUGCUUCGUGUAUGAAUGAAUACAAUGAAGAUCAAAAGAGAGCCAUUGAGACAGCUUAUGCCAUGCUAAAGCAACAUCCAGGGCUUCCCAAGAUCUGCCUCAUCCAUGGGCCACCUGGGACAGGGAAAUCAAAAACUAUUGUAGGACUUCUGUCUCGUGUUUUGAGAGAAAACACCAGGAAUGAGAAAACAGCCCGGAAAAAGAAUUCCAAGAUGAAGCCAAACCGUUUUCUGGUCUGUGCACCAUCAAACGCUGCUGUGGAUGAGCUCAUGAAAAAGAUCAUCGUGGCAUUUAAGGAAAAGUGCCAAAACAAACAGGAGCCUUUGGGAAAUUGUGGUGAUAUCAAAUUAGUGCGACUUGGUGCUGAAAAAGCCAUCAACAAUGAAGUCCGGGCAUUUAGCCUGGAUAAGCAAGUGGAGCAUAGAAUGAAACGAAAGCCGGGGGACUCUGACCAGGAUGUUCAGAAGAAAAAAGCAGCUCUGGAUCAGAAGCUGGACAUGCUGUCCCGGCAGCGUGCCAUGCACAGAUGUGAGAAGAGAGAGAGUCAAAUGUUAGAUGAAGAGAUUGCCAGACUUGCAAAGGAGAGACAACAACUUGCUUCUCAGCAAAAGGAGGUUCGUGGGCACUCCCAGAAGGUCCAGGCAGACAUCAUCCUGGAGUCUGACAUCAUCUGCUGCACCCUGAGCACCAGUGGAGGGAGUCUGCUGGAAUCGGCUUUUGCACGGCAAGGCCACGACCCCUUCAGCUGUGUCAUCGUGGAUGAGGCAGGACAGUCCUGUGAGGUGGAGACACUGAUUCCACUGAUCCAUCGCUGUAAUAAACUCGUCCUUGUUGGAGAUCCCAAACAGCUCCCUCCUACUGUAAAAUCAGUAAAAGCUCAGCAGUUUGGCUACGACCAGUCCUUGAUGGCUCGUCUGCAGAGGCUCCUGGAGGAGCAAGUGCAGAGGAAUGUCCUGCGGAGCCUGCCCGUGGUGCAGCUCACUGUGCAGUACAGGAUGCACCCCGACAUCUGCCUCUUCCCAUCCAACUAUGUCUAUGGCAAAACCCUGAAGACUGCCAAAGCAAUAGAAGAGAACAGAUGUUCUUCAGACUGGCCAUUCCAGCCCUACCUUAUUUUUGAUGUAGCAGAUGGUCGUGAGGAGCGAGACUGCGACUCUUACAGUAACCCUCGGGAAGUGAAGCUGGUGAUGGAAUUAAUUAGAACAAUUAAAGAAAAAAGGAAGGAUCUGGGUCUUCGUCGCAUUGGAAUAAUCACCCCUUACAGUGCUCAGAAAAAGAGAAUUCAAGGUCAACUGGACAGUGUGUUUAGGAAUAACAGCAGCCCAGGAGAAGUGGACACAGUGGAUGCGUUCCAGGGUCGAGAGAAGGAUUGUAUCAUAGUGUCCUGUGUCCGAGCAAACAGCUCUGAGGGGUCAGCACUGACAUAUGUCCAGGCAAACAGCACCAAAGGAUCCAUUGGGUUCCUGGCGAGUCUUCAGCGCCUGAACGUCACCAUCACCCGAGCCAGGUUCAGCCUCUUCAUCCUGGGCAGGCUGCAGACCCUCAUGGAAGAUAAAAACUGGAAUCACUUGAUUCAGGAUGCUCAGAAAAGAGGUGCCAUUAUCAGGACAGCGGAGAAGAACUACAAGAAAGAUGCUCUGAAGAUUUUGAAGCUCAGGCCAGCAAUGCAGCCCUCGGCCAAAUCAGGAACAAUAACAGCUCCUCUGGUGCAGUCUGGUUCUAACAGUGGCAAGAGGGCUGAGCUCACAAAUCCUGGGAGCAGCCCACGGGAAGCUGCUGCUGGCCCUGGCCAUGCAGUGCCCCAAGGAAGCCGAGGGCCCCCACAGCCUCCAGGGGCUCCAGCUACAGAUUCCAGGAGAGGCAGCGUCCCUGCAUCCAUGGGGACUCCUGCUGGAGAUUCCAGGAGGCCCAAUGUCCCUGUGCCUGUGGGGACUCCUGCUGCAGAUUCCAGGAGGAGCAGUGCCCCUGCAUCCAUGGGGAUUCCUGCUGGAGAUUCCAGGACGGGCAGUGCCCCUGUGCCCGUGGGGGCUGCAGCACUUCCUGCCAAUGCAGAGAAACCACGGGACCCAAGGCUGGCCAGUAGAACUGAGACAAAAGGGAAGGAGCAGGCCUUGAAAGAUGGCAGUUGGUCAGCCCAGAGCAAUCCAGGAGCCACAUCACAGCAAGGCCUUAAUGCAUCCUCAGCUGCCAGGGAUCAGAUUUCCAGAACAGAAAACCUUGGGAAGGCCCAGCAAACAACGGGACAAUGCAAUGUGCUUUCCACAUCAUCUUCCACAGCUCAGCACGAGGGUGACAGGAGAGGGGCUGUGUCCAAAAGUGGUUCAAAACCCCUCAGUGAAGGAGGUCAAAGCAAUAGCAGUGAGGGGAACAAGGACUGUCGUGGUUUAACCAGGAGACCAUCAGAGGAACCACCAGAGAGCACAGAAUCAGGCACUACCAAACGAAGAAAGAUCUCUCAUUGACUUCACUAUUGGCUCAUCACUGAAAAGUGUAUUCCCAGAUUUCUGUCUAGCAAGGACUGUAUUUUAAAUUAUUCAGCACACCUGGAACUCCCUCCUGUUGAUACCACUACUCUCAGUAGAUCUUUUUCCCAUCCUGUCCCUAGUUGUGAAGGGACUUUAUGCCUGACAGGUGGGAGCUUUGAGGUUUGGAAAAGAGAAGUUGGGCAGCUGCAUUGCUUGGAAGAGCAGUGAAUUUUGUCAUCUAGGAAGCUAAGGGUUGUAAAUGUUUAACAAUGUAUAUUUGUACAGUAUACAGAAUUAUUUUAAGAUUUAAUUUGGCAAAUAUGUAGCUUCUUUUUUCCUUGUGUAAAUGCUAAUUUCUUAGAGAUGUAAUUUUUUUAUGAAGAACCAGAGCAAAGCAAAAAAACCACCCCAAACAAAACCACCCCCAAAUCAAAAAAACAGCCAGACUUCUUUUUCCCUUUGCACUAAUGAGUCUAAUUUAUUUAAUAGCAAAAGUGAAUGUUGAAAAUGUGGUAGCAGUGGUUCUCCCUCAUGCUCCACUAGUGCCUCAGGAAAGACUGAGGCAGAUGUACAUUGGUUGAAUGGAGAGAAUUCUACUUAUUUUGUAUAUUUUAUUGCCUGUUUUUAUAGGAACAGAAGAGGUUUUUGUUUAUACAGAUGUGCCUUGAGUUUUGCUCUUGCUGCUGCUCCAUCAGUUGGAAUCCCUUUCCUGUUGCAGUGGCAACACAACCUGCAGAUUAAAACCCAUGAAGUCCGUUUGUGUCCAUGUGAGGAAUAAUCAGUAGCACUGUGGAAUCUUGGUCAGAGAUUUAGUUAACAGUUAUUGGUAAUAACACCUGAGUUUCUUUGUGUGGAGCUUUUUUGAGAUCUACAGGUAAAAAGGGCAGGUAGUUCUUUCUAGGUGUUAUUACUGGAUUCUUUCCACUGUGCUGGUGAGGAAUAUACAGCCACUAACAGGGGAUGGGGGAAAACCAAACUAUUUGUAAGGAAGCCUUCCUCUAAUCACAACAUCUCCCAGUAAAAGUGGAAUUAUUUCUAUUAAGAAUCCCUUUGGGUCACUCUGAAGUAUCACUUUCUUUUUCUGGAGCCAUGUGCCUGUCUCAGGGAGGGGAAGAGCAACAUUUCACCUGCCCAGAAUUUUGCAGGAGACAACCUGGUAAUGCAGCACCUUGGGAAUGCAGUAGUUGUAGUGUCAGGGCCAGUUGGGUGCACUGGGAGUGUUGGGCCAUCUCCCUGUGUGUGUUCAAGUACAGCCUGAAGCAGACAGGGCCCUGCUGUCCCUUGCUCACUGACUGAACCAGUGUCAGGGCAGGGGCUUUGCUGAAGCAAAAGAGCCACCAGAAUUCUCUUUGCCAUCAUUUCUAGUUCCAGUUUCUGUCCUGCACUUGAUGAUCAGUGUCAGCUUUGCCCUUUUAACCCUCCCCUGAAUGGGUCUGUGGGAUCCAGUCAAGGGAAACUGGACUUACAGCACUAACCACACUGUAACUGCCAGUAAAACAUCCUUUAAUGCAUCCCAGCCUGGAACAAAGGUGCUUUACUGGCAGCAGCUGCACUGUGGGUGUGUUGGGAGGCUUUUAGUUGCCAUCUGUGACUGUCCAGCUUGUGCUGUGCAGGACAGAGCAUUUCAGUGUAACGGGAGAAUCCUUGAGAUCCCUGUGAGGUGGGAGCAGCAUCUGUGCAUUGUCUGGCUUAAAUUACUCGUUCUGUUGCAAUCUGAGUGGCUUCAGUGAGCCCUGACCACCUCUUGUCAGCAGUGUGUGCUCUUCUCCAGCUGCUGGGGCCCUUGUUGUGAGAGGAGGGAAGGCAGCUGGAGUGAGUCUGACUUUAAUGAACCUGACAUUUCGGUCACUCCCACAUCACAGGCUCCCUGCCCUGUAUGUUAUCUCCCUUUAUGUUAAUAGGAAUAUUUAAAAACACUGCCAUCUUUCAACCCCCUUGGCUCUUGUUGGCAGGGCUGUGCUGCCCUGCCUGCUGUUUGUACUUAGCACAUUAAAAGGCUGCUGCUCUGUGAACCCCACGGCUGGGGAAGCCAUUUGGACUGUCUUGAUGUAAAUAAAGUGAAGCUGGCAACAAAAUAAAAUGAGGAAAUGCUUUGCUGGUAAUUAAAUACAACUUUGUCACAA
Messenger RNA from Neopelma chrysocephalum (saffron-crested tyrant-manakin), 10892 nucleotides. It is a transcript of the gene SETX, whose product is annotated as senataxin. Lineage: Eukaryota; Metazoa; Chordata; Aves; Passeriformes; Pipridae. The transcript is spliced from 26 exons. Gene Ontology annotation, cellular component: nuclear body. The record is from RefSeq and is a predicted model, not a curated record. The coding region runs from base 469 to 8766 and encodes 2765 amino acids. Gene Ontology annotation, biological process: termination of RNA polymerase II transcription. Gene Ontology annotation, molecular function: transcription termination site sequence-specific DNA binding; helicase activity.